CCUAAGAUAAAGUAUUGAAACCACCCUUGAAUGGUGCAGUUAUGAUAAAACAAAAGGGAGUGGAUCUCCAGCGUUGCCAAAACGCAGUGUAAAACACACGUGUCUUGUUUUGCUCCGUCGCCGAACUUCCAACACCCCCACACUCACCGCAAAUCCAGAAUCUGUUUUUUUUUCUUCGGUCACGCACGCUUCUUCUCUCAUAUCUCUCUUAUACCCUUCGCUUUCAAUCAUUUAUUGUAGGUCAAGACUUUCAUAAUUUCUGGGAUCUCAAUGAACUGAAACUCGAAUGCAAUUCAAUACCAAUCAGAUAUAAUGAUGCAAGGUAAAAAUGGGAGCACUCCACCAGUGCAGGACUUAUCCAGCACUCCACCAGUGCAGGACUUAUCCACUGACACCAGUCUUUCUAAGAUUGAUGAUGGCAAAGAUGUUUUAGAACAUUUUACAAGAGCCUCGGGCGAUAUUGAAGAGACAAAGGCGGGUGAUUUGAAAGGCGGAGAAAAUUGUCCAAAGGGUAAGUCUCUUGAGGAAAUUGAUGUAUCUGGGGAUGUUAACAUGGAGGCAUCCAUAACACCUGAUGAUGUGAUCCGGGCUGGUGGAUUUGGUGCUAGAGAUGAUAUCAGUAGUUUUCUUCCUGUUGCAAGUGAUUCAACUGACUUUGAAGCUUCAAUCCGCGAUGCACGAGACUACGAGGAACCGCAGGGAGAAGUAAGCAGGCCCGGACUUGGUUGGACUGGUGCGACUAAGGGUGAAUAGUUAUUGUCUAUGUUGUAAGCACUUAUAAUUGCAUCUUUUUAACUAGGGCGAUAAUCUUGUGUUUAUCUUCUCAACCAAUCCUUGUUAAACUCAAUGAGUAAUGUAAUAUCAGAAAAAAAAUCUUGUUGAAAAUACUAUGAAACUAUUUUCUUGUAAAUAUAGUUGGUCUUUUACUGUUA
Messenger RNA from Lathyrus oleraceus (garden pea), 932 nucleotides. RefSeq lists its product as uncharacterized. Bases 313 to 753 code for a protein of 146 amino acids. Lineage: Eukaryota; Viridiplantae; Streptophyta; Magnoliopsida; Fabales; Fabaceae. The record is from RefSeq and is a predicted model, not a curated record. The transcript is spliced from 3 exons.